This is a messenger RNA of Hyaloscypha bicolor E, 510 nucleotides long. RefSeq lists its product as uncharacterized. The transcript has a single exon. The record is from RefSeq and is a predicted model, not a curated record. Gene Ontology annotation, molecular function: RNA binding. NCBI's taxonomy places the organism in Eukaryota, Fungi, Ascomycota, Leotiomycetes, Helotiales, Hyaloscyphaceae. Bases 95 to 502 code for a protein of 135 amino acids.
AGAACAGAAAUCUCAAGGCCUUACUCACACCCAUUUUGAGCGGUAUGAGCACAUCAUUUGCUUCGCAAGGAAGACGUUUGAUCGGCUAGAGAAGAUGAAGGCGACUCUCGAGGCCGGGGAGAAGAAAAUCAAAGUGGUUUCGAAGAUCCAUCUUCUUCAAGAGUGUUUUUGGCUUAAUGAUGAUAAUGACGAGAAGAAGGAAGACCUUCUCAAGAUGGCGGGGAAAUUGAAAGUUGCGCUGAAAGAGUUCUUGAAGGUCGAGUUCAAAUGGGAGAGGCCAGCGAUUGGGAUUGCGAGCGGAGAAUGGCGAACACUUGAGAUCCUUGUGGAUGAAGAGGUUGCGAAAAAGAUGAAAAAGGACAAGGGGGCGUUGAUGAAUAAAAUAUUGGAGAAGAAGGGGUGUACGGUGAAUGUAGCCGUCGAUAUUGCUGACAAGUGUCUCGUAUCUAUCUCGGGGCCAAAGGGUAAACUGGCAGAAGCGCAGAAAAUGGCCUUGUCUUAGCGAUAGUA